GCUAGAUAAAGCCGGGGCGGCCAGUGCCCAGUCCCCACUGCCCAGCUCCGCUGCCCCUCGCCCUGCAGAGAUGAAGGCUCUUGUGCUGCUCGCCCUGCUGGGCUGCCUGGUGCCGGGCGGCCUGGGCAUGUACUACACCCGUUGCCAGCUGGCCCAGACACUGCAGCAGCUGGGCCUGGACGGCUACAUGGGCUACAGCCUGGCCAACUGGGUCUGCAUGGCCGCACACGAGAGCAGCUACAACACCCAGGCUACCCACUACAACAGCUGGGACGGCAGCACCGACUUCGGCAUCUUCCAGAUCAACAGCCGCUACUGGUGCCAGAACGGGGAUGAGUACAGCUCCAACAUCUGCCAAAUUCCCUGCAGCGACUUGCUGAGCAACAACCUUUCAGUGGACGUUAAAUGCGCGAAGAUCAUUGCCCAGGACUCCAACGGCAUGAGCGCCUGGGUGGCCUGGAAGUCGUACUGCCAAGGCCAGGAUCUGUGGCAGUACGUAGAAGGAUGCGGCGUGUGAGAGCUGCCCUGGGAUCGGGCUCUGUCCUGCCCCGAGUUCUCCGGGGCCCGGCUUGUCACCUUAUCCCAGAGCUUUUCAAACACAAUCUCCCCCCAGAAUCCAAGACCCAGCAUCCGACUGCUCAGCUUCCUGGACCAUCGCAACAGGGGAAAUGGGAG
Molecule: messenger RNA, 675 nt
Organism: Gopherus flavomarginatus (Mexican gopher tortoise)
Lineage: Eukaryota; Metazoa; Chordata; Testudines; Testudinidae
Product: lysozyme C-like
Exons: 4
Coding region: 71-517 (148 amino acids)
Biological process (GO): defense response to Gram-positive bacterium; defense response to Gram-negative bacterium
Molecular function (GO): lysozyme activity
Source: RefSeq, a predicted model, not a curated record